Molecule: messenger RNA, 255 nt
Organism: Dracunculus medinensis (Guinea worm)
Lineage: Eukaryota; Metazoa; Nematoda; Chromadorea; Rhabditida; Dracunculidae
Source: the annotation of a GenBank genome assembly
AUGACGGAUGGGUCAGAAUUAUGGCGAGAAUGCGUACGAUGGAUGAUUAAGUGUGGAAUUUUAGAUGCAACUCAUCGAGUCGCGGAUAGUGACGCUGAAAUUGGUGAUUUUGCUUCAAUUCUUCGCGAUGGUGUUCUUUUAUGUAUGCUAUGCAAUCGUUUAUGCGAGAAUUGUAUUGAUACUAAAGAUCUACAACAAAGGCCGCAAAUGGCGCAGGUAGCUUUUUUUUUUUUGAUGCUCCUUUUGCCUCAAUAA